AUCGGUAACUCAAUAAAUCGACAGAAAUAAACGGUGUAUCGUGGACGCGUCGCCACCUUGUGCCGAAUUUUUUCGCACGAUCGGCAUAAAUUCGAUCCUGUUUACCAGCGGAUCCCGUGGUCACGUUAUCCCAUCGAUAUCCGCGAGACAUUCAAUCUCGUACGAUUGAUUCUCGAUUUCUCGAAUUUCAUCGUCCACCGCGACACUCGACGAGGUGCGCCUUCAUCUCGGAAUAUAUUCGCAACCGUGAUUCGCGAGGCAACGUUCAUAACAUUGUCACUAAAUCGCCAUUUCGAUCGGGUUGUUCGUAGAUUUUCGGUGAAAUCGAUUUUUUAGCGGCGAUCAUGAGCAUCGAAGACAAAGUUGCUUUAGUCACCGGAGGAGCGAACGGCAUUGGAUUCUGCACUGCUAGGAAGCUUCUCAAAAAUGGAGCUAAGGCCGUAGCUCUGUUAGAUUUAGCAGACUCCGGUGGCGAAAGCGCAGCUGCAGACUUGAACAACGAAUUCGGGAAAGACCGUGCAAUAUUCGUAGUUUGUGAUGUGGCAAAGAGCGAACAAUUGAAAGAAUCGUUCAAGAAAGUUAUCGACACUUACGAGCGCCUAGAUAUUGUCAUAAACAUUGCUGGAAUUAUGGAUGACGCUGACUGGGAGAUCAUGGUCGACGUUAAUUACAAAGGCAUCGUUCACGGCACAAUUCUGGGACUGCAUACUAUGGGGAAAUAUAAGGGCGGUAAUGGCGGAACCAUAGUGAAUAUGUCUUCCGUCGCUGGCCUCGAGGGCAUACCUAUAGCGCCAAUUUAUGGUGGCACCCAAUACGCGAUUGUUGGAUUCACUCAGUCGUUGAAGCAUUAUUACGAGAAAACCGGCAUUCGCAUGUUGACGAUAUGUCCUGGGCUCACCACAACAGCAAUGGCCGCCAGAUUCAUGUCAACGAAAGAGCACGCCAUGGAUCUUCUCGACGAAGAAACUGCGGCUAACGCAAUGACUACUAUGCAGAAACAACCACCAGAACACGUAGCAAGUGCCAUCAUUCAGUUAAUCGAGAACGGAAAGAACGGUGCGAUUUUCGUGAUCGAGAACAACCAACCCGCCUACGCCAUUGAAGUUCCUAGUUACAGCACUCUAAAAGUGCCUAUAGAAACGUCAUCUAACUAGACCUACCGAAUCCGUUCACCUAAUUAAUUUAAUAUUUAUCAAUGCAACUAACGAUACCUGUUCAUAACAGAAGUGUUCACUAUAAAUUUACAAUAAUCUUGUCGUUUAAGCAAUUAACUACUUAACUAUAUACCAGACCUUAUCGUACUCGCUUACUUGUUGAAGCACUACAAUGCAUAACGUUUUGUAACCACUAUUAUGUAUAAUAACUAACAGUAAACACAAAAUAUAAAUAAUUAUUACAAUAGUUAUUG
Megachile rotundata (alfalfa leafcutting bee) is the source of this 1408-nucleotide messenger RNA. Its product is annotated as 15-hydroxyprostaglandin dehydrogenase [NAD(+)]-like. The record is from RefSeq and is a predicted model, not a curated record. Gene Ontology annotation, molecular function: oxidoreductase activity, acting on the CH-OH group of donors, NAD or NADP as acceptor. Gene Ontology annotation, cellular component: cytoplasm. NCBI's taxonomy places the organism in Eukaryota, Metazoa, Arthropoda, Insecta, Hymenoptera, Megachilidae.